GUUGGUUUCAAAAUUAUUUUAGACAUUACCGGAGAUUUCAAUGUCUGGUAAAUAAGUGGAAAAAGUGAACACUUGUCUCAUAAAUAGACUUUAAUUCGUAUGAAAAUAGUUGACUCAUCUGAAAGUUGGGUACAUUUGAGUGCAAAUUCUGUUUAUAAAAACGUACUUUUGGUAAAGAAGUUCAUCACUCGAGCAUUAAUUGUUCAAUAAAUCUUCGCAAGUGUUGCCACAGUUUUACAUAUCAAAGAUCAUUGCAUAUCAAUGGCUAUCAAAAGGGAUCGAAGUUUGUGCACCGGUAGUCAGUAUCACUUACCACUUCCAAGCGGCCCCUAUCCUAAUAUUGGUUUUGUGGAUAUUAUGACUGGAAGUGAUAAAAACGAUGGUAUAUUAGUUCGCGUACUCUAUCCGGCAUUGGAUCAGACGACAGAUAUUAGGACGCGGGUGAAGGAGUGGGCGAAGUGGACACCGCAUGACAAUUAUAAGGCGGGAUAUCUAAAAGUAGUUAAGUUACCGGAUCCACUCGUCCGGUUAGUGACCUCUUUGAGUACCGAUUACUUCAUACCAAUACUCGAGAACGUGGAUCCGCUUCGACCAGAAGGACAUGAGUUCCCUAUCAUUGUCUUCUCGCACGGACUCUCCAGCUGUCGGACCACUUAUUCUAGUGUUUGCACUGAAUUAGCUUCACAUGGAUUUAUAGUCUUCGUGGUUGAACACAGAGACGAGUCGGCGGUCACCACUUUCUACCCGUCCAGCGAUGGGUCAUUCAAAUGGCUUCCAUACCGUCACGUCAAGCUCUAUGACAACGACCUACCGAUCCGUAGGGAACAACUCGACCUCAGAGUCACCGAAAUUAAGAGAGUUAUAGAUAUAAUAAAUGACAUUCAAAACGGAAAUAAAAUACAGAAUGUCUUAAAGAGUGAGUUUAAAAUGGAUCAGUUGUCGGGUCUCUUGGAUCUCAACAAAAUCAUAUUAAUGGGCCAUUCAUUUGGUUCUUCGACUGUCAUCAAGUCGUUGACAGCCCUGGAUUGUGUGCCAAUCGGCGUGUGUUUAGACGCCUGGAUGUAUCCGGUGGAGGAGAAUGAGUCCAAUCUUGUGAAAGAACCCCUUCUGUUUGUAAAUAUGCAAACUUUUCAAAACAAACCAAAUCUCAAACGUAUGAAGGAUUACAUUGGAAUCAAUGGCACAAAUACUACCGACAGAAAAGUGAUUACAAUAAAAGAGGCCAAACAUACGGAUCAGAGCGACAUUCCGUUCACACUUCCGCCGCCACUCCUCUGGUUAUUCGGAAUGAAGUCAAAAGUGGAUCCGUUUGUCGCACACGACUUGACCACUGGUCUCGCACUUGACUUCAUUGCAGACAAACUUAAACAUAUUAUGACUGGAAGUGAUAAAAACGAUGGUAUAUUAGUUCGCGUACUCUAUCCGGCAUCGGAUCAAACGACAGAUAUCAGAACUCGGGUGAAGGAGUGGGCGAAGUGGACACCGCAUGACAAUUAUAAGACAGGUUAUCUAAAAGCGGUUAACUUACCAAAUCCAAUCAUCCGAGUGUUAACCGCUUUGGGUUCCGAUUACUUCAUACCAAUACUCGAGAACGUGGAUCCGCUUCAACCAGAAGGACAUGAGUUCCCUAUUAUUAUCUUCUCUCACGGAAACGCCGGCUGUCGGACCAGUUAUUCCAGUGUUUGCACUGAAUUAUCUUCACAUGGAUUUAUAGUCUUCGUGGUUGAACACAGAGACGAGUCGGCGGUCACCACUUUCUACCCGUCCAGCGAUGGGUCUUUCAAAUGGCUUCCUUUCCGUCACAUCAAGCUUUACGACAACGACCUACCGAUCCGUAGGGAACAGCUCGACCUCCGAGUCACCGAAAUCAAGAGAGUUAUAGAUUUAAUAAAUGACAUCCAAAACGGAUCUGAAAUACAAAAUGUCUUAAAGAGUGAGUUUAAAAUGGAUCAGUUGUCGGGUCUCUUGGAUCUCAACAAAAUCAUAUUAAUGGGUCAUUCGUACGGUUCAUCGACUGUAAUCAAGUCUUUGAUAGCCUUGGAUUGUGUGCCAAUCGGCGUGUGUUUAGACGCCUGGAUGUAUCCAUUGGAAGAAAAUGAUUGGUCACUUCUUGAGAAAGAGCCCCUUCUGUUCAUA
Molecule: messenger RNA, 2136 nt
Organism: Medioppia subpectinata
Lineage: Eukaryota; Metazoa; Arthropoda; Arachnida; Sarcoptiformes; Oppiidae
Source: the annotation of a GenBank genome assembly